UACUGAUUGGCCGUUUGUAUUAUGCUCGUUCUAUUUCGAAACCUCUAUCCUCUUCAUGUGACAGAGCCCUCAUUGUUAUCAAUUUUUCGAAACUCAAAUAACGUGUCUACUAUUUAUAAAAGAAUUUACAUCUCUAUUAUCAUUAAUCAAAUUUAAAAUAAAACCAGUGAACAUUCACAACUUGGUAGUAUAUAUAUUAUUUUAAUUUAAAAUUCUUUAAAAUUUAAAGAAUGUACAAAUUGUUAUUAUAUACUUGACACAAACAUAUAGAAAGUUAUUGAUAUUAUGUAAAAGAUAAAUUCAUUUAAAAUCUAUGUUAAUAAAAGUUUCAAAUACCAAAUUUUUUUUAAAUGGAAAAGAUGCUGGACUUGGCUCGUUCCCUUAAAUGCACUGAAAUAAUAAAUGUAAGAAAAGAACUCACAGAAAAGAGCACAAAUCGGCCUUUCAAAUAUCUUUUAGUAAUAGACUUUGAAGCUACAUGCUGGAAUAGAAAUGAUCCUGAUAGGGGAUACAGUGAGAUUAUAGAAUUCCCAUGCAUUUUAUACAGUGUAGAAGGAAAUAAAAUAAUAUCUUAUUUUCAACAAUAUGUUAUGCCAAUAGAGAAUACGAAGUUGAGCAAAUUUUGCACAGAAUUAACUGGAAUUUCUCAACAAACAGUUGAUAAUGGUGUUCCACUAAAAACUUGUAUGAUGUUAUUUCUAAAGUGGUUGGAACAUAUAAGAAAUAAAUACAAUGUUUCAAUUGGUAAAUUUGUGCCCAACAAUUGCAUCUUUGCUACUUGGUCAGAUUGGGAUAUACGAAAUUGUUUGAAAAAUGAAUGUAGACGAAAACAAAUUGUUCUACCAGAAAUAUUUACUAAAUGGAUAGACAUUAGAGCUUUAUACACAAAACACUAUAUGAGAAGGCCAAAAGGUUUACUUGGUGCAUUAGGAGAACUUGGAUUAGAAUUUGAGGGAAGACAACAUUGUGGACUAGAUGAUGCGAAGAAUACUGCUAAAUUAGUUGGAAGAAUGGUCAGUGAAGGAGUAAUUUUGAAAUGUACCAGUUGUUUGUAAGUGUAAUAGAUCAUUAACAUUUUUCUAAUAUAAAAUUGGAAUAAUUUGAA
Molecule: messenger RNA, 1105 nt
Organism: Diorhabda carinulata
Lineage: Eukaryota; Metazoa; Arthropoda; Insecta; Coleoptera; Chrysomelidae
Gene: Snp
Product: ERI1 exoribonuclease 2
Exons: 1
Coding region: 351-1055 (234 amino acids)
Biological process (GO): exonucleolytic trimming to generate mature 3'-end of 5.8S rRNA from tricistronic rRNA transcript (SSU-rRNA, 5.8S rRNA, LSU-rRNA)
Molecular function (GO): nucleic acid binding; 3'-5'-RNA exonuclease activity
Source: RefSeq, a predicted model, not a curated record